UUUUUUUUUGGCUCUCUUUAGGUUCUUGAGGUUUCGGUCGGCGUCGACUGCACCUGCGAAUCGAAGCAGGAAUUGGGCACGGGAGGGAUCUUUCAUUGCAUUUCUAGCGGAUCUCGGAGGAUGGCCUCCGCAUACAAUACAUUCUGGAAGUUCAAAUGGAGUACUGCAUAGUGCAUCUUACAGGUCAGGAGGCAGUUGCCUAUGGUAUUAAAAUGUUGGUUACUUCUGUUAACAUUGCUUGUUGGGAUGAUGGGAGUUUUCUAGGUCAAUGGCGCAUGCUGGUUGAAUCGAUGGGAAGAGGGCCUGGCAUGGUUGCCCUUUUCUACUUGGGAUGUUGCAUUCAUGGCACGGUCUCAGCUCUAGUAUAUGAUGAGUGGAUAUAUGCGAAUCUUGACUGAUAUCAGCUAUUCGUGCCCUCGACACCUUAACCCAAGAAAGAUACUUUCUAGCGAGCGGUUAUCCAGAGUCCACGAUGUGCUUGAUGUAGAAUUGUAUGUUAUGGAUGAUUCAAAUG
Messenger RNA from Aspergillus alliaceus, 514 nucleotides. RefSeq lists its product as uncharacterized. The transcript has a single exon. The record is from RefSeq and is a predicted model, not a curated record. Bases 156 to 398 code for a protein of 80 amino acids. NCBI's taxonomy places the organism in Eukaryota, Fungi, Ascomycota, Eurotiomycetes, Eurotiales, Aspergillaceae.